Molecule: messenger RNA, 1753 nt
Organism: Pseudonaja textilis
Lineage: Eukaryota; Metazoa; Chordata; Lepidosauria; Squamata; Elapidae
Source: RefSeq, a predicted model, not a curated record
AUGAUGCAUUUUUGUAACCUAAUUGAGGUGCUGUAUCUCCAUAUGAGAUGUACAUUGAAGCUUUGGGACAAAAUGAGGUGUUUGCGCAAGCGAUCUGCUGUAUCCUUUCUAGGAGUCCUUGUCAUUUGCUUGUUGUUCUUGAACUUAUAUAUUGAAGACAGCUAUGUCUUGAAUGGAGAUAAGCAGUUAAUCAGAGAUACGGCAACACAUCAAUUAAACUCCGAGCGGUAUGUUCACAGUUUUAAAGAUCUGUCCAACUUCUCAGGAUCAAUAAAUGUUUCCUAUCGCUAUCUGGCUGGCACACCUUUACUAAGAAAAAGAUAUCUUACCAUUGGACUAUCUUCAGUCAAACGGAAAAAAGGGAAUUAUUUGCUGGAGACAAUCAAGUCCAUAUUUGAACAGUCAAGUUAUGAAGAACUGAAAGAAAUUGCUGUGGUUGUACAUCUGGCAGAAUCUGACUCAACCUGGUGUGAUAGCAUGGUUCAAGAUAUUUCACAGAAAUUUGCCCAUCAUGUAAUUGCUGGCAGAUUAAUGGUAAUCCAUACGCCAGAGGAAUAUUAUCCAAUUUUGGAUGGACUUAAGAGAAAUUACAAUGAUCCAGAAGACCGGGUGAAAUUUCGCUCCAAGCAAAAUGUUGAUUAUGCAUUCUUGCUUAACUUUUGUGCUAACCUUUCUGAUUAUUAUGUAAUGUUAGAAGAUGAUGUUCGAUGUGCCAAAAACUUCUUGACUGUUAUUAAGAAAGUCAUAACUUCACGAGAGGGAACCUACUGGGUAACUUUAGAAUUUUCCAAGUUGGGUUACAUUGGGAAAUUGUAUCAUUCCCAUGAUCUCCCUCGUCUUGCUCAUUUUUUAUUGAUGUUCUACCAGGAAAUGCCUUGUGAUUGGUUGCUGAUACAUUUCCGUGGGCUGUUGGCUCAAAAGGAUGUCAUACGUUUCAAACCAUCCCUUUUUCAGCACAUGGGAUAUUACUCAUCUUACAAAGGAGCUGAAAAUAAAUUAAAAGAUGAUGACUUUGAAGAAGAUUCAUUCGACCUUCCAGAUAACCCGCCUGCCAACUUGCAUACCAAUAUGAAUGUAUUUGAGAAUUAUGAGGCGAGCAAGGCAUAUAGUAGUGUGGAUGAAUACUUCUGGGCAAAAGCACCUGCAACUGGAGAUUUUUAUGUCAUUGUCUUUGAUAGGCCUCUUAAAAUUAGCAAAAUCAAAGUUGUCACUGGCACUGAAGAUCGACAAAAUGAUGUUUUGCAUCAUGGUGCUCUGGAAGUUGGAGAAAAAAUUGUUGGGGGCAAAAAGGAAAGGCAAUGUACUACCUUCUUGAGACUAGGAGAAUUUAAAAAUGGAAAUUUGGAGGUCACAGAUGUGGAGCACAAAGUUCUUUUUGAUAUUAACUGCAUGAGAAUACUUGUUACCAAAAGCCAAAAGGAAUGGUUGAUCAUUAGAAGCAUUAGCAUAUGGAUUUCACAGCUACCAAGUCAAUAAGGAAAAUCAACAGAAGCAGAAUAUACCAUUGCCUAAAUCCAAUGAAAUCAUGCCAUGAAAUGACUCCCCCCCACCCCAGUCUUUUUGCUACAGGUACUGGCAAUCUGAGAAAUCACAAAACAAAUAAAAGCAAUCUAGUUUUUACUAGUUCGGUGAGGCAAUAUUCAAGUAUUACAUUGUUGGAAUGUCUGGAUUUUAUAGAAAGUGUAACAAGUUUUGUCCAUCAUUCAAACGCAAAUCCACUUCUUUGUUGUUUUCUUCUCUUUUCCCUUUUGGG